Molecule: messenger RNA, 1143 nt
Organism: Aspergillus glaucus CBS 516.65
Lineage: Eukaryota; Fungi; Ascomycota; Eurotiomycetes; Eurotiales; Aspergillaceae
Exons: 3
Coding region: 1-1047 (348 amino acids)
Molecular function (GO): metallopeptidase activity
Source: RefSeq, a predicted model, not a curated record
AUGCUUGGGCAGCUCAUACGCGCCCUCUCCUGGAGAGUCUUCUUCCUCUUACUCACCUUUUUCUCUGGUCUGGUAUCUCAAACCUACGCAUACAAGGAAACCAUGCUCUUUGAUUAUAUGCCAAACUGUGCCGGCAAAAAAGGUCUUCUUGACUUUCACAUCGCUGAAGCCCGCGAGCUGAUUAAAGCCGCCAAGCACGCGAUCGAUACGGUUGACCGUAACAUUGUCGCGCAGAAGCUCGUUACUUCUUACUUCAAGAUCGAAUUUGUGCCUUUUGACGUGUACGUUGAGUUAGUAAACACAUUCCUCCAAACCGGCGCUUACCCCGACAAGCGCAAGAAGCCACGUCUCUACUGCAACGACGACAUCGUACAGUCCUUCCCCUGGAACGCAGCCGCGGUAGACGCGAACGGAGAGUACGUGGUGAACGAGCAGAACGGCCAGUACUACACCAUCCGUGACAUCUACCCCAACUUCCCCGACAAGAAAAACCAAAUUCCCUAUCUCGUGACAGACCGCAAUGCAUACUACUUUGAUUCCCCGAAUAUGGGCGGUUGUGCUCCUGGAUCACUUGGCGAGACGUUGACUGGCAUGCCCGACUGGCACUCAUGGCUCUCUCCCAUGCAGUGGACGUCUACGCUGGACUCAGAAAUGACAUUUAUCUGUCCGGAGGCGCUGGACGGGACGCAUAAAUUUCUCGGAUAUCUGGGACAAACGGGCUGGAUUGACCCCGAUUCGCACACGACGCUGGAUUCGCUGGUUCCUGAAAGUGGCACCUUAUACCAUGAGCUUUUCCAUCUGGUCAGUGGUCGGAUUGGGUUCAAGCGUGAGAUGGAUCCGACAAAGUAUAAGACAAGGAUCGUGGGUGAUUAUUCUGCUUCGUUGAUGGGGUGUCUCAACCUAGAUCGAGACCGGGCAAUUAUGAACGCAGAGAGCUACGUUUAUUUUUCUCUGGCAUACUGGUAUUACUAUAAUGACUGGAAUAAUGGGAAGAAGAGGAUAACAUUCUACCCUGGGUAUGCUGUUUAUUGGGAUUGGCCGAUGUAGUCUGACCUGUACUGGCACAUGCCCUUUUCUUAAAUAUUCUAUGGAGUACUAGUACGCCGUAGAGCAGAAUAGAAUAUAGUAAAUUAAGAUAAACCA